Phoenix dactylifera (date palm) is the source of this 2103-nucleotide messenger RNA. Lineage: Eukaryota; Viridiplantae; Streptophyta; Magnoliopsida; Arecales; Arecaceae. The record is from RefSeq and is a predicted model, not a curated record.
AUGAAACAUGAUUCAGAACAAUUACUAUGUAAACAUUGUGCUAAGCUUUUAAAGUCCAAACAGUAUUGCGGUAUAUGCAAGAAAAUUUGCAUCACACGGAUGUGGAAAUUGGUUUGUUGUGAUGGAUGUCAAGUUUGGGUUCAUAUAGAAUGUGACAAAACAUGCGGUAGCCUAAAGGAUCUGGAAAACACUGAUUACUUUUGCCCUGAUUGCAAGCCAAAGUAUUUUAAAUUAUCUGAUACAAUGUACCUACUGAUUUUAACUAAUGAUGCUUGCCUUCUGAACAGAUGUGAGAACAGCAGUUUGCAACACAGACUUCCUGAGGAGAUGAUUGUUUGUUGUUGUGGUAUUGAAGGGAUAUAUUUACCAGAGCAGCAUGUGGUUUUAUGUCAGUGUGUGGCUUGCAAGACAAAGAAGUCAACACUUUGUGAGUGGGAACGGCAUACAGGUUCUAGAAGUAAAAAUUGGAAGAUUAGUGUUAAAGUCAAAAGUACAAUGCUGCCACUGGGAAAAUGGAUAGAACAAUAUGGUGGGUCUUCUGCAAACCAUGCUAAAUGCUUACCUCCAAAAAAGAAACAGAAGCUUAUAGCAUCACUGCAGGAACCAUAUGAUCCAGUGUAUGCUAAAUGGACAACAGAGCGUUGUGCAGUCUGCAGAUGGGUUGAAGAUUGGGAUUACAAUAAAAUCAUUAUCUGCAACAGAUGCCAAAUAGCUGUCCACCAGGAAUGUUAUGGAGCACGAAAUGUACAAGAUUUCACGUCCUGGGUUUGCAGGGCAUGUGAAAUGCCUCUGCAUAAAUGGGAGUGCUGUCUUUGUCCUGUAAAAGGGGGCGCUUUAAAGCCAACAGAUGUUGAUUCUUUAUGGGUCCAUGUUACAUGUGCCUGGUUUCAGCCAGAAGCUUUCUCCAGUGAUGAAACCAUGGAGCCUGCUGUUGGCAUAUUGAAUAUUUCUCCACAAUCAUUUACUAAGACAUGUGUGAUAUGUAAGAAGAUGCAUGGUGCAUGCACAAAAUGCUACAAGUGUUCCACUUAUUAUCAUGCAAUGUGUGCAUCAAGAGCAGGGUAUCGCAUGGAGUUGCACUGCUUAGAAAGAAAUGGGAAACAGAUAACACAAAUGGUCUCAUAUUGCGCAUUUCACAGGGCUCCAAACCCAGAUACUGUCUUGAUUGUGCAGACACCAGCAGGUUUCUCUACCAAAAAUUUGCUCCAAAAUAGUGAGAAGCAGACUGGUUCGAGACUGAUUAGGAAGGACAUCACCCAGGAUGCAGCCCUACCUACUUCACCUUCUGAAUCUUCAUCUGCUGCGAGGUGCCUGAUUUACAAAAGGAUAGACACUAAGGAAGAGAAGGAUCCUAAAUCAUUUUUGACAUUCAGGGAACGCCUUAAAUACUUGCAGUCAACUGAACACAGUAUCUGCUUUGGUAAGUCUGGAAUACAUGGGAUGGGCCUCUUUGCCCGUCGGAACAUUCAGGAAGGAGAAAUGGUGGUUGAAUAUCGCGGUGAGCAGGUAAGACGCAGUGUUGCGGAUCUAAGGGAAGCACGUUAUCGGCUGGAAAAAAAGGAUUGUUAUCUUUUUAAAAUCAGUGAAGAAGUGGUGGUUGAUGCUACAGAUAAAGGAAACAUAGCACGCCUAAUUAACCACUCUUGCAUGCCCAACUGCUAUGCAAGAAUAAUGAGUGUUGGUGACGAUCAGAGCCGGAUUGUACUUAUCGCCAAGAGGAAUGUUUCUGCAGGCGAGGAGUUAACGUACGAUUACUUGUUUGAUCCUGAUGAAGCUGAGGAAUGCAAAGUUCCCUGCCUCUGCAAAGCUCCAAACUGUCGGAAAUAUAUGAAUUAGGCAGUUGUAUAUUACCAUUUAAUUCUUCGACAUGGAAGCCAAUAUUACCAUUUAAUUCUUUGACAUGGAAGCCAUUCUUUUGUCAUUGAGAUUUUCCACUGCUAAAGUUAGAUGAAUCUGUAUUUUAUUUCCAGAUUGUUUAAUAAAUAUCAAGCUACAUCUCGAGGUUACUGACAUUCAGAAGGGUAUCAUCACCAUUGUAAAUUGCUUACUCUAAUGUACAAACUACAGGAUUAUUGUCAAUGAAGCAUUUUCUUAGAUUUUCCC